AUGCCUCAGAAUGGAAAAUACGCCCUCGUCUUUGGGGCAUCGGGAAUUUCAGGAUGGUCUCUCUUGAACCAAUGUCUUAGCUACCCCACUUCCUCUUCAUUUCGACGCGUAGUGGGUCUUUGUAACAGGCCUCUCAAAAAGGAAGACGCAUAUCUUCCUGACGACCCUAGAUUGGACGUUGUUUCAGGAAUCGACCUUACGCAAUCCGUGUCGUCUGUCACCGACCAACUGAAAGCCAAGGUUGACGAUGUGGAGUCCGUUGAGAUUGUCUUUUUUUGCGCCUACAUCGAGGCGGGUGAUUUCCAAUCCAGGCGGAAGGUUAAUGCUACACUCAUCCGGACUGCUAUUGAGGCAAUUAGUGGCAUUGCUACCAACCUAGAGGCGGUCAUCCUGCAAACAGGUGGGAAAGGUUACGGGCUGGAAUUCUCAAAUGAACUCGAGAUUCCGCACCCACUUCGCGAAUCUAUGCCCCGUAUCCCGGAGCCCUGGUACAGCAGUGUCUUCUACUAUGACCAGUACGACAUACUUUCUGAGCUAUCCAAGAGUGAAAAGUGGACAUUCUCAGAGAUUCGACCGGACGGAAUCGUUGGCUUUGUUCCCGGUACAAAUGUAAUGAACAUAGCCCAAGGUAUCGCGCUGUACCUGACCCUGUACCGCGAAGUCUAUGGUCAAGGAGCGGAGGUCCCAUUCCCUGGGACGCUUCACGGCUACCAAUCUACACAUAGCGAUACUUUCCAGGACAUUUUGUCUAAGAUGGAAAUUUACACUGCGCUGAACCGGGAUAAACGUCCCAACGGGUCAGCGUUCAACGUUGCAGACGGUGAUGUUGUCAGCUGGGAAUAUGUCUGGCCUGGUCUCUGUUCGUAUUUUGGGCUGGUGGGAGUGAAGCCUCAGGGGGAUCAGAAGAAAAUCGAAGACUUUGUUCGUGAGAAUCACGGCGUCUGGAAUGAUUUGGUUGAGAAACAUGGAUUAAGGAGAGGUUUGCUUGAGGCGCAGAAUUGGCCAUUCAUUCAGUUCAUGCUUGUUGACUUUGACUUUGAUCGAGAGUACUCCCUUGAUGCUGCCCGCUCGAUUGGAUUCACCGAACGUAUUGAUACCGUUCAGGGUUAUCGUGUGGCGUUUGAUCGAAUGGCAGCUGCCAGGGUCAUUCCUUCUUUCCACUGA
Messenger RNA from Aspergillus pseudonomiae, 1164 nucleotides. Its product is annotated as SDR family oxidoreductase. The record is from RefSeq and is a predicted model, not a curated record. Lineage: Eukaryota; Fungi; Ascomycota; Eurotiomycetes; Eurotiales; Aspergillaceae. The transcript has 2 exons. Bases 1 to 1164 code for a protein of 387 amino acids.